Molecule: messenger RNA, 1854 nt
Organism: Chiloscyllium plagiosum (whitespotted bambooshark)
Lineage: Eukaryota; Metazoa; Chordata; Chondrichthyes; Orectolobiformes; Hemiscylliidae
Source: RefSeq, a predicted model, not a curated record
GGAAGGAGGCCGUAAAGGGCGGGGCGCGAGGGGGUUUGUAGCGCGUUCUGUGGCACGAGGCUAGCAGCGCGAGCAAAGGGUCUCCUCCUCCCCCCCCCUUCACCCAGGAGAGCCGGGGAUUGAAGGUGACUUAUUGGCUAAUGUGCUCUCUUUAGGACUUGACUUAAUGGUUCUUCCUUUCCCCAUCUCCUCCUUGAAGAAGUAGGGAUACUGAAACUGUUAUUAUCUGCAGCCCAUCAGUGUCCAGAUGCUGCCUGACCUGCUAAGUUUUGACAGCAUUCUAUUUAUUUCCAGCAUCCACAGUAAUUGGCUUUUUCUUUGGACCUUUAAGAAUAAGCUGUAUCUUUUAUGAUUGAAGCGGUGCGGUGCAUUUGUUUGAACAAUAUCAGGAGUUUUUAGAAUAUUAUGAGGAACAACCAAUUGCACUUCCAGACUCCACCCUCAAUUACUGUCCGGAUGAAACCUGUGGGAUCAAGAUCAAGCCAGCAAAGGAAAAGGACAAAGUUAAAGCAGUCAUGUGUACAAAAAGCUCAGAAAAUGCAUGGAAAGAAUACUAAUGUUAUUUCAAAAUCCAAGCAUACGAGAGGACCUUGUCUCAUUAUUCAGCGGCAAGAAAUGGCGGCUUUCUUCAAACUAUUUGAUGAUGACUUAAUACAAGACUUCCUGUGGAUGGAUUGUUGCUGUAAGGUCUCUGACAAGUAUCUUUUAGCAAUGACCUUUGUUUAUUUCAAGAGAGCUGGUUUUGAAAUAAACGAACAAACGAGAAUGAAUUUCUUUGUUGCUUUAUACUUAGCUAAUACCAUGGAGGAGGAUGAAGAGGAAUACAAGUAUGAAAUUUUCCCAUGGGCUCUUGGAAAAAAGUGGAAGAAAUUAUUUCCAGAUUUCUUAAAGCAACGAGAUCAGCUUUGGGCAAAAAUCAGCUUUAGGGCAGCUGUGAGCAAACGCUGUUGUGAGGAGGUUAUGGCAAUUGCUCCAUCCCAUUACAUCUGGCAACGGGGAAGGCCACUGCAUCACAGUGGUGCUAUCAGAAGGUACACGCGAAAUGAAGUCAAAAUUCCUCGGGGUCCAUGUGACACACCAGUUCAUUGUUCGCUUUGUGGCCAGAAAGAUGGUUUCCUCAGCAUGCAUAUAUCAUCAUCAUCAUCAUCAUCAUCCUCCUGUGAAAGUUUGAUAAUAACUAAGAAAUACUUGUAUCGUAGUGGUGCUGAGCAGCAUUCAGAUAACACGGAAUUUAAUACCUACUAUUCCACAACUGAUUAUCAAACUGUACAAAAUGGGGAAAGAAAAUAUAACCUUGCAGUCAAGGACAGAUCCAUGGACUGGUUUAAUGGAAAUGAGGAGUGAGGAUACCUUGCAAAUAACUUAGUUCAUGCCCCAGAAAUGUGUUGCAAGAGCGAACAACAUACUAAAUUUUGAUCUAACAAUUUCUCACUUAGCCCAGGUUUACUUAGAGUAUGGAUAUGCAUCUUCCAGUGUGAACAUCACGAAAAAGUAAAAGGUAUUAAAAAGAGCUGAUGGUAUGAAUGAAGACUCAAUUCUGAACAAUAAGUCCACUAAUAAGGUUAUUAAAACAACUUAGAACAGAAAUUUUCAUGACCACUUUAAGCAAUUAUUCUAGUGGUGCAUAGUGGCCAUCAGAAUGAAACAGGUGGGCAGGAUUUUGGGCUUGUAGACUUCUAAUAACUUUUAAAAUGUCAUACGUUGACCAUUGGUAUUUCAAAAUCCUUUGCUACCUGUUUACUGACAAACUUGUAGUUCUUUAUGAACAUGAAAUUAUUCUGUUUGCCUUUUAAGUUCAAAUGAUUUUUUGAUUGUUUUUGUGUUCUUUUCUUCUGCCACUGUCUAUAUUUAACA